Molecule: messenger RNA, 3225 nt
Organism: Patiria miniata (bat star)
Lineage: Eukaryota; Metazoa; Echinodermata; Asteroidea; Valvatida; Asterinidae
Product: transmembrane protein 161B-like
Exons: 11
Coding region: 333-1820 (495 amino acids)
Source: RefSeq, a predicted model, not a curated record
CUGUGUCCUCCAUCCAGUGAAUGGCUGGCUUUGUCGGCAUGGUCGGUCACGUAACACGUUGAGUUCAUUUCCCUUUUGACGUUGCCUUUUUGUCCGGUCACUUCCAUUUCCAAUGUAAUAUGCCGGUGAGUUCAUCAGGACCUACAAUUCAAGUAGAAGUUGUGCAGUUCCAUGUUAUGAAAUUGAUGUCAUCAAUUCGCGUUUUGUCCCACUAACGAUACACAAAAAUGACAAAGGUGCAUUAAAAACAUCAAGGUGAUUGUGAUAUCGAUCAGUUACGUGUAGAUUUUGAAAGGAAUGAGGUGCCGCUUUUGGAUGUGUGCCAGCAAAUCAUGGCAUUGUUUGGUGCUCAGCUUAUUCUGACCAUCAUAGCCGUAAGCUUUCUUCAUAAAUUCACUCCGUACCACUCCCUGGCAGAAUGGCUUCUUGCAAGAGGAAAUCUUGUCCGCUAUAUGUACCCAAAAGAUGAAGAAUUACGGAAACUUGCGGGGAUCACAGUCAGUAAAGGAAGACAUCGUAAAAACAGAUCAGAACACAGUAGACGCAUCAGUCUCCUGGAGAACUCCGAGGACAAGUCUUUCUCCGUGCCCAAGAAUAUUGACCUGGACUUACGUACCCGCGUCAUUGAGCCCCUGCACGUGAUGGUGCUGCGCUUCUUCAGCGAGUACCGCUGGCUGGUGGACUUCUCGGCAGCAUCGCUGAUUGUGUACGCCCUGACGGAAUCCUGGCUUCAAAGUAGGGGAGACUUCAACUUGAGUCUUAUCUGGAUAGUCAUGAUGGCCGGGUUUGCACUUCAGGUGCUGUUUCUACUGACGGCGUUGUACUUCUCCAGUGAGGAGGAUGGCGAGCGAUCCUUGUGCAUCACGUUUGGUUUCUUCUUUGCUCUGGUUGCCAUGGCAGUGCUUAUCGUCCCCGAGGAGAUUCUGGAAUUUGGACUUGACGAAGCUUAUGAGAACUUCACCUCCGGCGCGAUAGACUUCUUGAAGGAACAGGACCUGCCCUCCAGCGGGCCCAUCUCAAAGAUCGCCUUCAAGUCCCUGAUCGGAGUCUGUGCUGCUCUGCUCGGGGCCUUCUUGGCCUUCCCCGGUCUCCGCAUCGCCAAGAUGCAUGUGGAUUCCAUCAGGUUUGCUGUUGACCGACCAGUCAUGCAGAUCGUACUACACACCAGUUUUCUGUUUCCCAUGCUGAUCACGUUGAUGUGGGUGAAGCCCAUUGGCAGAGACUACUUGUGCAACCCUGCCACUGGCAAGAGAAUGACUGGCAAAGACGAACCACUAAUGAGCUCCUUGACCUUUGACCUAAUUCGUAUGUCACUGGUACCCAUGCUGUGUGUACUGCGCAUGCUGUUGAUGACCCACUACCUACAGUCCUAUCUUAACAUGGCCAAAGAUAAAGUGGAAAAGCUGAAACAAGAGGCUGGACGAAUCAACAGCUUGGAGCUCCAAAAGACUGUUGUACGGGUCUUUUACUACUUGUGCGUUGUCACAUUGCAAUACUUAGCACCAAUGCUCAUACUACUCAGCUUUACGUGUCUACUGAAGUCACUUGGAGGUUAUUCCACGGGGUUGUUUGAAUCAUCUCCAGUCAACUCCACCGCUUCCGUUCCCAAAACUUCCCCAGCUGUCUCGCCACAAUCGGAGGUCGCCAGUGCCGAGGCCACCGCCGAACAUUUCAAAAUUGCCCUGGAGAACCUGCGCAACGUUUUUUCGCCUGUGUUCUUCCGGGGCGUCUUCUCGUUCCUGACGUGGUGGACGGCCUUUGCUUGGUUCAUCACAAGCCUCUUUGGGAUUGCCUACCACAUGUACUUCACCGAGCAAUGACAGACGAUAAAGUUGGAGUGGUUGUAAACAUUGACUGUGUGCCCCCGGUCAAGGGGUGAGUUGAGCCAAAUUUCCUUAUCUAAUGUAUCAUAAGUGAAUCGGCCUAGGUCAUCUGAGGUCAACUGAGGUCAACAGAGGUCAGCUGAAAUUGUUAGAGGUCAGCAAAGGUCAGCAAAAAGCAGGAGACAAUAGCCAUUCACUCAAGCCUUAAGUUAACAACGACACCUGGGUUCAUGGAGUUGCUAACCCAAGGAACAAAAAUUGUUAGGUACUGAGCAAAAGCAGCUGAGAAUUCCUGACUUGUAAGCAAAAUACCUCACCAACUCACAUGACAUUUUAACUGGUACAGUACUUACUAAGUAAAUAAGAACUGUGCUUAGCUUAUUCGUGUGCUUAUAUACUCCAUGUAAUUGACUAAAUGAGCUUCAGUGAGUUUCAAUGAACUUCAAAUGUCUGUUGGAGGAGGAAAAUUAUCCUGAAAACUGGAAACAAACUUCUUCUUUUUUUGAAGUUAAACUAUUAAAGAAAUUAACUGAAGCAGGUUUUGAACCUUCAACCUCUAGAUUUCUGUACUGAUGCUCUACCAACUGAGCCAUAUAAUUCCCUUAUUUGUCAAAAAAAAAUUCUGCUUUUUUUUUGGUACUAAUUGAUAACCACCUUUAUUGUACACUUGAUAAUACAAAAGAGAGGUUAAGUUACGUAUUUUGCUAACGUUUACAGCAACGCGUACUCAAAGCUUCGCGUGCGUGAACGUUUUUAAAAAUGCUCUAAAAGAAUCAGGUCCAUAGAGAUUAUGACAGUAUAUUAUGUGACCUCUGAUAAAACUUCAUUGUCAGUCUUUAAUAUUUUGCAUGCAUGAGAAAUGAAGAGGUUUGACCUCCUUUCCUUCACGUUGUGGCAAGCCAGCAGUUGUACAUGUGUGUUGUCGAUCAACAUAUAUUUUUGUGUACGUUCAUGCGUGUAUCAAUGACAGAAUGCUGGUCCUAGGCGUACACGUUUCUGCAAAAAAAACUUUUGACUUAACCUCUCUUUUAUUAGCAGAGGUGACCAUUUAUUCACUGUAAUUAGUUAAAAAAAUUUCCCAUGCAAAGGUGCUGAAGCGACAGGCUCAAUUUUUUGUACAGGUUCUGUUAUGGUUAUAAAGAAUUUACAGCACAAAAAGAAGCAAUAUUAAACAGUUUCCUUGGAUAUCUCAUUCAACUUGGUUUACUUUUUAAGAUUGGAAUCCAUUAUUUUAAACACGAAGAAGCCGUUUAUGGUAAGCAAUACUGUCGCUUUCGGGCAGUGAAAUUUAUCUUGUUCUGCAGUGCUUUUUAUGGAUUGUGUGCCAAAUUUGAUUUUUCCCGAUUUGUACUUGCCCUCUUUUUGUGAGAAUAAAAUCUUGUAUUGCUAUACCUCAUUUAUA